Ostrinia nubilalis (European corn borer) is the source of this 3544-nucleotide messenger RNA. RefSeq names its product diuretic hormone receptor (gene Dh44-R2). Lineage: Eukaryota; Metazoa; Arthropoda; Insecta; Lepidoptera; Crambidae. Gene Ontology annotation, molecular function: peptide hormone binding; G protein-coupled peptide receptor activity; diuretic hormone receptor activity. Gene Ontology annotation, cellular component: plasma membrane. Gene Ontology annotation, biological process: adenylate cyclase-modulating G protein-coupled receptor signaling pathway; cell surface receptor signaling pathway. The record is from RefSeq and is a predicted model, not a curated record. The transcript has 13 exons. The coding region runs from base 1 to 1656 and encodes 551 amino acids.
AUGGGACGGAGGCAUUCGGAGAAAAAGCAAAAGUUCCUUGCUCGCAAAUACUCGCGCAGACUGUCGAUGUUUGCUCUGGCGUUAUCGCUUGAUAAGUUAGAACACAAGCCGAGUGUCAACAGUGUUAUCAUGUCGUGUGGUGGAGUUAACAAAGUCAAGCUGGAGGACCUAAAUACUUUGGAGGGUACCGAGAGCGUGGCGGCUAACGUCAGCGUGGAGGCUGAGGAGUGCUUGCUGAAGAAUUUCAAUGUGUCGGAGGAGUAUUGCCCCGCGUAUCAUGACGGCCUGCUGUGCUGGGACCCCACGCCGUGGAACACACUUGCAGUCCAGAAGUGCUUCAGUGUUUUCCAUGGAGUACAAUACGAUGACACACAAAACGCGACCCGCCUCUGUCUCAACGGCGAGUGGCAGAACUACUCCAACUACGUCAACUGCACGGAGCUAAUAGCCAAUGUGUCCCCCAUCGACGUCAACAAAAACGCGACCCGCCUCUGUCUCGACGGCGAGUGGCAGAACUACACCAACUACGCCAACUGCACGGAGCGAAUAGCCAACGUGUCUCCCACCGACGUCACCAGCCUCAUCUACCUGAGCGGCUACUCGCUAAGCCUGGCCGUGCUGUCGCUGGCAGUCUUCGUCUUUUUAUACUUUAAGGAUCUCAGAUGUCUAAGAAACACAAUACACACAAAUCUCAUGUCAACGUAUAUUUUAUCAGCAUGUAGUUGGAUAUUAAAUUUAGCUUUACAAAAUUGGUCGGAUGAAGCGCAGCAUGAACAAACGUCGUGUAUGAUACUCGUGAUAUGUAUGCACUAUUUUUAUCUUACUAAUUUCUUCUGGAUGUUAGUUGAAGGUCUAUACUUGUACAUGCUAGUCGUAGAAACUUUCACAGCAGAAAAUAUAAAAUUAAAAGUUUAUACUACCAUUGGUUGGGGUGCUCCAGCAGUAUUCAUCACGGUAUGGGUGAUAUCCAGGUGUUUGGUCAGCAUCGUGCCUUCGACAGACCCCGACGGGUUAGCAAUAAUGGGCGACACGAAGAUGUGCUUAUGGAUCCACGAGCACCAGGUGGACUGGAUCCACAAGGCGCCGGCGCUGGCGGGGCUGGCUCUCAACCUGUUCUUCCUCAUUAGGAUUAUGUGGGUAUUAAUAACAAAGCUGCGGUCAGCGAACACGCUAGAAACGGAGCAGUACCGCAAGGCCACGAAGGCGCUGCUAGUCCUCAUCCCACUGCUGGGCAUCACCAACCUGCUGGUGCUGUGCGGGCCCAGCGACGACUCCUGGUUUGCCCACGCCUUCGACUACACGAGGGCACUCAUGUUGUCGACACAAGGUUUCACAGUAGCGCUGUUCUACUGCUUCAUGAACACGGAGGUCCGGCAUGCGAUCCGGUACCAUGUAGAGCGGUGGAAGACUGGACGGACCAUCGGUCGGGGGCGACGGAGGGGCGCCUCCUACUCCAAGGACUGGUCGCCGCGGUCCAGGACCGAAAGCAUUAGGUUGUACAGCCACCCUUCGAAGCGAGAGUCGGCGGCGUCGGAGACCACCACCACGACGCUGCUGGUGCCGAGGACCUCGCUGGCGCUGCACUAUGAUGGACGGCAUCUGCAUGCGGAUUACAUCACAAGCGGGAGUGCGAGCGGAGACCAGUCGCCGGUGUGAGGCGGGGGGCGGGGGAGGCUCUCUCGCCUGCGCACCCUUCCUGAGGAGGACGCGCCCCUCGAAGCGACCCCCGCCUCCCCCGCCUUCCCUGCAUCAAAUGACCCCAACAUCCCCGUGAUCACAGUCCCCAAAGAUCUAGCGAACGCUUGUGAUGCGAAAUCUAACGGACCUUUUACAAACCGGACUGACGUCGGUUCUAACUUGUUCGAUUAAUGCAUUUAAUAGAUCUUAAACUCAUUUAUAAACUCAAAUUUUCACUUAUACGUAAAUACAUAACUACAUUGCUAUCGAUGGUUAAAAGUAAUUUUGAAUUGAUGUAUAAAAUUUAGAUUAAGUACUUAGUUCAUUGUUAUGCAACGACGUAUUGUGUAUUUUUUAUUCGUUAACAUAUUCUCUGUAAUAUUUUAGCUGAGUAAUUACCUAAUAUAAAAACUUAGCCGUAAGUUAUAUGUAUUUAAUAGAUCUAAAAGCUAAAAAAAGUGUGCCAUAACGAUGGCCGUUCGGGCUAAAAAGUUCUAGGAUAAAACUCUAUCUUGGCUAGCCCCUAGCCUACCAGUAACAUAAUUCAGCUAUGCGAAUCCUCAUAGUGGUGUGAAUUAGGUAACCUCCAUACCUCCAACCUUGGGUAUACCUCCAUAUAACACUAAGUAAAUGAUUCACCAAUUCACCAUCUUAAAUACAUUUUCAUCUCAUCAAGUAGGUAAUCAAUUGUAAAUAAUACUUUGUUGUAAUAAGGUGUUUCUGGUACAUUUAUCUAACAAAAGGAAACAUUAUGAGUAAUAUGAGUCGUGUUAUUUGACUCAAUUAUGACUAACAUAUUACUUGAUAUUUACUUUUCCGUAGGUAAAAAAGGUAAAAUGAAUUCUUCGCUUGCUUUUUCUCGUGUUCCACUUUCGUGUGGUUUCAGGUUAUUUAACAAUAUUGAAAAAAAUUAUGAGUAAAAAAUAACAAUGAAGCUGUAUCGAUAAGUAUACUUUAAUUAAUAUAAUUGGCUCUACUGUUCAUAAAGUAAACGAACAAAUAUGUAGUUUCAAGGAAUGUACGUACAUAAAGUUAAUGCAUUUUCUUUUUUCUGUAGGAUAUUAAGUUUUAUAUUCAAUACAUUUAUUUGAUUGUUUAUAUUUUUAUGGUUAUUUGAAAAUAAUAACUUGUGAAUAGCAUUCGUAUUGUAAUUUACCGUCAGGAUGAUUAUUUCUAUUUGUUAUUAUUAGAUUUAACGUAGUUUUAAGACACAAAAUCGGGAAACAAAGCGCUAUUUGUAAUAUAAAAUUAUAAUAGCAUAUCUUAAAAUUAGAAAUUGACCUUUUAGAAAGAUAUUUAUUAGGUAUUUGUGUAGUAUACAAAUUUUAUUAGAUGUAGAUCAAAAUUUGGAACAAAUUAAUUUGACCUUGAUUGGGAAAUUCUGUAAAAAUUCGCUUUUAUAAUUGGUCAACGGUAGGUACGACGAAUGCUGAUGUAUAUUCACUUGUAAUUUUUAAUGAAACAUACUCGUUUAUAUAAAUGUAUGUAAAUAACACAAAUACUUAGGCUAUCAUUAAUAAAGUCCAUGAAAAGAUGUUUAUUGAAUAAACUCAUUAUAUUUAUGUGUAAAUAAUAAAUAUUGUAGCCUCAUAAGCUUUGCAAGUAUGUAUCGACUGACCAGCGUAAGCGCAAAUACAGUAAAUAAAUUACCCUUUAUGGUUUAUGGGGGAUUAAAAACUAUAUAACUAUAGUCUUCAAUGCUAUGCCAUUUAAAAACUAUCUUCAAUAUUUAUUUCUAUGAAUGUAAAUAUGACUAUAGUAGUAAUUGACAGACUAUUAUACUAAAUCUUAUUAUAAAAUAUUGUACAGCCAAUAUCUCUGUGUUAUUUGAAGUCAAAUGUACCUACAUUUGCCUACUUUAAAUAAA